AUGGACUUUGAUGCACUCUUUGGCAAGGAGCUACGGAAGAAGACGAAGAAGAAGAAGAAGGAGAAGGAGUUCAAGAAGUCAGAUGAACCUGAAGCAUCACCUUUAAAGGAGUCCAGUAGCGAUGCUAUUGAAGCCAAGGAGAUAUUGUUAGUUACUGAAGCUAUAGACAACGAUGUCCUUGAGAAAACAUGGAAAGAAAUGGUUGGUGGUGAUAAUAACAAUACUGAUAAUGAUGGUGACUGCAAUUUCAAUAAACUUUCUAAAGAGGAAAAGUUACUACGAUUAAGUCAGCAGAUCCAUAGUGAAGAAAAGAAACAUGCCUAUAAACUCCAGUUGGAUUUGGAAGCUGAAACCGACGUUACGGUGAUCAUUGAACAAGUAACAGAUGCUAAUUACACAGAUAAAAUAUACCUACAACUUCGGAAAUACUUCAAAAGUCUCAUAGUCCAAUGGGAGAACGAUCUACAAUCUGACAGGCAGCAAGCUCGUAUACUUUAUGAGACUAAAAGAGAUAUGGUUCCAUUACUUUAUAAGCUACGAACCCAUCGCUUGAAACCAGAAAUGAUCAUAACUCUUGGAACAAUUGUGCAUCAACUUCAAAACCAUCAGUUUCUACAGGCAAAUGAAAGCUAUUUAAAAUUGAGUAUUGGAAAUGUUGCAUGGCCUAUUGGCGUACAGAAUGUGGGUAUCCAUGCUAGAAGUGCUAGCCUGAGAAUUGAAGGGAAAUCGGCUAAUAUUAUGAUCUCCAAUACAACACGCAAAUGGAUCACUGCAAUUAAACGGUUGAUAUCAUUCUCUGAACGUCGUUAUAGUUCACUUAAUUGA
Lizanozyma spartinae is the source of this 825-nucleotide messenger RNA. RefSeq names its product mRNA splicing protein (gene PRP18). The record is from RefSeq and is a predicted model, not a curated record. Bases 1 to 825 code for a protein of 274 amino acids. Gene Ontology annotation, biological process: generation of catalytic spliceosome for second transesterification step; RNA splicing. The transcript has a single exon. NCBI's taxonomy places the organism in Eukaryota, Fungi, Ascomycota, Pichiomycetes, Serinales, Debaryomycetaceae. Gene Ontology annotation, cellular component: U4/U6 x U5 tri-snRNP complex; U5 snRNP; U2-type post-spliceosomal complex.